Hyaloperonospora brassicae is the source of this 993-nucleotide messenger RNA. The record is from the annotation of a GenBank genome assembly. NCBI's taxonomy places the organism in Eukaryota, Oomycota, Peronosporomycetes, Peronosporales, Peronosporaceae.
AUGGCGCCCAAGACGACGCCCUUCCAGGAGAAGCAUGCGCUGGAGUUCGGACUCGAGAUCAUCAAGACGGAAAAAGGCGGCGCGCACACUGUGCGAUGCCUGUUCUGCAUUUAUGACAGGCGUGACAACAUUAAGUCACAAUACGAAGCAGCAUGGCAAGGCCUGGGCAGAGUACAGCGAGCGUGUAACACGGAGAAGCGCAAAUACUUCACUGGGAAGACGAAGAUCAUGAACACGUUGCAUCAUUUCCUCGACGUUGAAGGCGACACUAUCAAAUUUCAAAGUUUCGCCGCCCAUCGUCGAGACCAUCAUCAGCGACAUGUUCUUCAGAAACGCGAAAUUCUAGACAAUGCCGAAGACGAAGAUGAAGAAGAUUUCGUGGAGUCUGACGCAGCGAAGGAAGUAGCCGAUAAAAUCGACAAGAAGUUUAGCGAAAAGGCAAAUGCGAUGAAGUUGUUCGUCAAGGACUCAAAAACUGUGAAGUACGUUAUCACUGUCAAGAAUGUGAUGCGUUACGAUCUCGCAUUGAACCACGUGGGAAGCGUCAUGUCAUUCUUGCACGCGGCCAUGGGAUUCGAUCAUGCUAAGCGACGUACGCAAACGCCAAAGAUCGCUGGCAUAAACAGUUUGAUGGUCGGCCAGUUCAUUCGCGCCCUUGUCGCGUCAAACUUGCAGCGAAUUGCGGACUUCAUGGGUGACGCGUCCGUCUGGGCAAUUUCGCUCGCGUGUGAUGGCAGCACGCAUCGCGGCCAGUCGUUUUUUGACAUGCGUUUGCGAUUUUGCUACCGCGGCGUCCUGGUCAACUUGCACCUCGUCGCCAUCCCAAUGUUCGACAGACAUACAUCGCAGAUCAUACUUGAUACGGUCUGCAAGUUUAUGGACACGUUGUACGGAUCGUGGCGUGGAAAAUUGUUUUACGUCGCUUCGGAAGGCGAGAACGCAAUGACUGGACACCAUGCCAGCUUGGUCACUCGAUUGUGCGCUGCAGCUUAG